AUGGCAGACGGUAAGACGCCGCUGAUGCAGGGUGAGGAGACGGGCCCCACAGCUCCUCCUCCAGCCUACGAUGAUGCUGUAUCCUCUCCUCCUCCUCCCCUACCGCCGUCUAACAUGGCCCCACAACAGAACCAAUAUGGCGCCCAGCACACCCAGCCCGGGAGCACCGUUUAUUAUGGAACCAUCCCACAAAGUUCUCAAACAGUCAUUCUCUCUCGCCCUCCCACCAAUGCUGCGUAUCCAGUCCACAUGCAGUGCACCAACUGUGGUCAGCAAAUCAUCACCAACUUAACUUAUGUCACUGGGAUGACAACAUGGCUGGCCUGUAUUGCCAUCUGUGCCUUCGGAGGUUUUCUCGGCUGUUGUCUCAUCCCGUUCUGCCUGGACGGCCUGAAGGACGUACGUCACACAUGUCCCGGAUGUGGGGCUCACCUGGGCACCUUCCGUAAAAUCUAA
Branchiostoma floridae (Florida lancelet) is the source of this 456-nucleotide messenger RNA. Its product is annotated as lipopolysaccharide-induced tumor necrosis factor-alpha factor-like. NCBI's taxonomy places the organism in Eukaryota, Metazoa, Chordata, Leptocardii, Amphioxiformes, Branchiostomatidae. Gene Ontology annotation, molecular function: zinc ion binding. The record is from RefSeq and is a predicted model, not a curated record. Bases 1 to 456 code for a protein of 151 amino acids. The transcript is spliced from 3 exons.